CGACGACGACUGCUGCCGGCGCCUGUUGAAGUGCAUCUCAUCUCUCCCAGGGUCAUCCUCAUGGCCAACUUUUGCUGUGCCCAUCCUAGUUGAGCUUCUUCCUUUGUGUUACCAUCGUCUUAAAUAUCAGUCCUUUCUCACUCUUCCCUCGAGGACCGCCUGCCAUCGUUGUAGACCCUCUCCCACACUUCUCCCAACAUGACGUCUUCACCUCUGGCGGAAAAGGUUCCCAAACCUCUCAAGGAACUUACCCAAUCCUUCACCGAGUCAGUCAAGGCUACUGGAAUCCCAGACGCAAUCUUCUCCCACGAACAUGAGUCGGAAGCUCACAAGAUGUGGCGCAGCCACGCCAACCACUCUGGCGACUCUUCACAGCCUCAUCCAGUGCCGGGUAUCCAGUCUUCCCAGGCCACGGGAGUCAUCUACAUCACAAAUCGCGCUCAAGCAGCCGGGUUUGGGCCUGGAGUCGAAGGAUGGGCCAAUUGUGGACAAGGCGCACCCGAGACGGGACUUAUCCCGGGCGCGGCACCCAAGCCUAGCACACUAGACUUUGGCGAGUAUGGGGAUGAUAUUCACGAGUAUGCACCUACGGCUGGAUUCAAGCCAUUGAGGGAAGCCAUUGCAGACUAUUACAAUCGAGAAUUCAGACAGGACAAGUCCAUGAAGUACGGGCCAGAAAAUGUAUGUGUUGUGCCUGGAGGACGAGGUGGUUUAUCUCGCAUAGCCGCUGUACUAGGCGACAUCAAUCUCGGAUUCAGCGUUCCCGUCUACUCGGCCUACGAACAGAUGCUUUCCGCCUUCAGUCGUUUUGUGCCUAUUCCAACACAGACCGAAGCUAAGAACGGAUACACGCUGACGGCGGAGGAGAUCCGCAAAGAGAUUCUGGGUCGGGGACUGUCUGCUUUCCUACUCUCGAAUCCCAACAAUCCUACCGGCAGACAGAUUCACGGUCAAGAAUUGGCAGAUCUAGUGAAAGUAGGAAGAGAUACGGAAUGCUCUAUGAUUCUGGACGAGUUCUACUCGUGGUACCAACACACGGGGGAGCUUGGAAAAGCGGUUUCAGCAGCUCGCUAUGUGGAGGACCCGAAUGAGGACCCUAUCAUUCUCAUCGACGGGCUGACCAAGAACUGGCGUUGCCCAGGCUGGCGUGUCUGCUGGGUUGUAGGUCCGUCUGAGCUGGUCUCUGCCCUUUCAGCGGCAGGGUCAUUCCUGGACGGUGGUGCCUCGCAUCCGAUGCAAUGUCUCGCCAUUGAGAUGCUGAAGCCGGAGCGGGUGGAAGCUGAUCGCUUGGCCCUGCAGCGCCAUUUCCGAAUGAAGCGGAAUCACGUCCUGGAGAGGCUCGAGAAGAUGGGCCUGUCCAUUGCCAACCCGCCUGACAGCACUUUCUACAUAUGGGUCGAUUUGAAGUCUCUCCCCGCCCCGCUCACGAGCGGUAUGGUCUUUGCUGAAGAGGCUCUAAAGGAGAAGGUCAUCGUCGUGCCAGGCAUCUUCUUUGACGUCAAUCCGAGUCGUAGAAGGAAUAUCCUGCACUCGCCCUGCGAGAGCUACAGUGAGUUGGCGCUGGUCCCUCGAAAGAGCUGUAUUUGUGUCACUUGCUCGACAAUGACUGACCGAUCCCCAUCCUUGCCAUUGCGACAGUCCGAUUUUCGUUUGGCCCUCCACUCGAAGAGCUUGACCUGGGUCUGGAUGGCUUCGAAAGGCUAAUUGAGAAGGCUCGUCGGGGCGACGAAAGUCUGGGCAAGGGGUACUUGAAGAGCGAGGAUUCACAUCAUACUGUUGGGAGCGUAGGCGCCUCAGGAAGCUGAGUCUCGCAAUGCUGAGCGAACUUUUGUGAACCAGCCAAUACCAUGUCGGCAUCGCUCCGUAUCACGCUCCUCUGCUCGCCUCCUCUUGACAGGGGGUCCGCUGAGCAUGUGGACGGGCUAUUUCC
This is a messenger RNA of Microstroma glucosiphilum, 1930 nucleotides long. RefSeq names its product PLP-dependent transferase. Lineage: Eukaryota; Fungi; Basidiomycota; Exobasidiomycetes; Microstromatales; Microstromataceae. Gene Ontology annotation, biological process: amino acid metabolic process; biosynthetic process. The record is from RefSeq and is a predicted model, not a curated record. The transcript has 2 exons. Gene Ontology annotation, molecular function: transaminase activity; pyridoxal phosphate binding. The coding region runs from base 199 to 1704 and encodes 501 amino acids.